AUGCAGUCCACCUCUAUAAACGAGAUCCCCCUAGGUGUUACUCAAUCCCUUGAAUGGCGCCGUCACCAACUAUUGCAGCUCGCUAAAAUGGCCCAAGACCAUGCUGAGGAGUGGCUCCAGGCAAUCGCAGCUGACUUAGGGCGUCCUAUCGCAGAGACUCACCUCAUGGAGAUCGGGCCCGUGGUAGAGCGUGCCGUCGUAUCUGCUGCUCUGCUUGAGACUUGGGCUGCACCUGAAGUCUUCACAAAUGUCGUCCUGGACUGGCAAAAGUCUUGGAAACCCACUGUCUACAGAGCCGCCAAGGGAGUUGUACUUAUCGUCGGGCCUUGGAAUUACCCUAUGAUUCUCAUCCUUCAACCUCUCUCUGGAGCAAUCGCUGCGGGUUGCUGCGCUGUUGUAAAGCCUUCUGAGGUUGCUCCCCGUUUCGCCUCGCUGCUUGCUAAGCUCCUUCCCCGAUAUCUGGAUCCGUCCGCCUUUCGGGUUGUCCUGGGAGGACCAGAUAUAGGUGCUCGUAUGAUGGAAUAUCGCUGGGAUCAUGUCUUCUUUACUGGAGGAGAGAAAAUCGGACGUAUCAUCGCAGCAGCAGCCGGCAAACUUCUGACUCCAGUCACUCUGGAACUCGGAGGCAAGUCGCCUGUUAUAAUCGACUCCAAGUAUGAUAUUAAGUUGGCCGCCAAACGAAUCCUCUGGGGGAAAAUCGCCAACUGUGGUCAGCUCUGCGUCUCUCCUGAUCAUGUUUACAUCGCUCGAGAGAAACAGGAAGAGCUUAUCGCAGCUCUCAAAGAAUGCUGUCAUCAAUUCUUCCCCGACGGUGCUCUGGGUUCUGGGUCAAUCGGGCACAUUGUCAACGAAACGCAUUUCAAUAGACUCAAAAGCCUCUUAGCACGGACACAGGGCACCAUCGUCCUAGGCGGACAAACGGAUGAUAAAUUAGGGAUGGAACCGACUAUCGUUGCAGAGGUCACUGCAGAUGAUUCCUUGAUGGAAGAAGAGUUGUUUGGACCCAUUUUACCUAUCCUCCCCGUGAAUAGCAUAGAAGAUGCAAUUAGCCGGAUCAGAUCAGGGCCUCACCCUCUGAUGAUGUAUGUAUUCACGAACGAUCAAGAAAUUAAGAAAAACGUCCUCGCAAACACAAUAAGUGGACAAAUCACCUUCAACGACACGCUCUCCGAGCUCGCGGUUAAAGAGCUGCCAUUCGGUGGCAUCGGUGCUUCAGGAUCCGGUUACUAUAAUUCGCGUUAUGGUUUCGACACUUUUUCUUAUCUCCGGAGUUCGAUUGAUAUGCCUCGCGAUGCCGAGCAGUCCCUAGAGUUCCGAUAUCCGCCCUUCACCGAAGAAAAGGUCGCCUUCUUGAGAACGACAACCUUCAUGAAUAUUCCGAGUAAUCUUCAAGUUAAUAAGUAG
This is a messenger RNA of Pleurotus ostreatus (oyster mushroom), 1404 nucleotides long. RefSeq lists its product as uncharacterized. Gene Ontology annotation, cellular component: cytoplasm. Gene Ontology annotation, molecular function: aldehyde dehydrogenase (NAD+) activity. The record is from RefSeq and is a predicted model, not a curated record. Bases 1 to 1404 code for a protein of 467 amino acids. Gene Ontology annotation, biological process: aldehyde metabolic process. Lineage: Eukaryota; Fungi; Basidiomycota; Agaricomycetes; Agaricales; Pleurotaceae. The transcript has 12 exons.